This is a messenger RNA of Trichophyton benhamiae CBS 112371, 969 nucleotides long. RefSeq lists its product as uncharacterized. Lineage: Eukaryota; Fungi; Ascomycota; Eurotiomycetes; Onygenales; Arthrodermataceae. The transcript is spliced from 5 exons. Gene Ontology annotation, molecular function: oxidoreductase activity; FMN binding. Bases 1 to 969 code for a protein of 322 amino acids. The record is from RefSeq and is a predicted model, not a curated record.
AUGACAACAACAGAUAUCCAGGAUGUAGUACGAAAGUUCGCAGAUGCCACUUCUUUAGCCGCUGAGGCAGGCUUUGCAGGGGUUGAAAUUCAUGCUGCUCACGGGUAUUUGCUCACUCAAUUCCUAUCAUCGGAAUCCAAUAAGCGAGAAGAUGCGUACGGCGGAACAGCCUCUGGGAAGGGCAAGGAUCGUGGUCGAAAUAAUUCAUCGGGGUCAAGGCUGUUGGAGCGAGUGCUGAAAGUUCUUGCGGAAAAUUACCAUGGAAUCUACGCUGUGAUGAGUCUGGAGCGAGUCACGAAUGUCAAUACGGUGCUUGAAGAUGCCGAGAAUCGAUACCAUUCUUACAACAUUGAAGCUAUUGAUCUAUCCAGCCUUGCAAGUCAGGUAUCAAAUGGCAUCGUUCCACCAAUCAGGGCAUUAAUAUUGAAUGUUGGAUGGCAUGAACAAGCGACACAGGCCUGGACUGAAGACGGCUUUGAUAUGUCAUUUCAAGUGAAUUAUUUAUCGCAUUUUUUGCUAACGCUCCUUUUACUUCAGAAUUUGGAUAAAAGUACCCAACAUGCAAGCAACAGACUAGGCAACAUUGCCAACGCCUACCAAUCGAGGAAGUACCAACGAAUCUUUAAUGAGGCGGCAGAUACCAGUGACAUUGCCAAAGGACGGUGGAGUUCACAAAAGGAGCACCCCGCCGAUCGGCUAGCGGGUAUUAGACGACAUGGUGCUGCAAAACUCUGCCGGGUUAUGAUGCGCCUAGAAAAAGACCCUAAACUGUCUGGAAUAUCUGUUCUAGCUGUUGACUCCGCCGCUAUGCCAACUGAAAUUAGCCGCCGAAAUGACUGGGCUAGGGGGGUAUUUUUGGCCCAAAUCGUCCUCAAAAUCGUUGCAGUCAUCACAACGUUAAACCUAAUGGGCCCUUCAGAACAACGUGGAGAUCUGCUGGUGAUGUAUUGCACGCUGGGUUUGAAAUAG